GAGGAGGAGGAGGGGGGGUUGGUCCGGGAGAGCAUGGCCGAAGGAGCCACAGCGCUGACUUGGUUUGGUUCCUCCACAUUGAUAACACCGCUUCUGGUGCCGCGCGUCAGGGCACAUUUAACAUUUAACCCGGAGAUUUUGUGCGUUUGCGCGUGGCGGAGAGGUUUGAUUUGCUGCGUGCGUUGCUGUUCUGCAGGGCAGAAGCGCUCGGGCAGCUGCGGGUUCAGCCGGAGCUGAAGCUGCUGGUUUGCGUCUUCUCUUUGGCGUCUUGGUGAUUCGCAGCGAGCAGGAGGAGAAAUCCCGAGCUGGAGAGAGCGACGGCACAAGGACUGCGUUCCUGCUCUCUUUAUCUUUGCAUUGUGGAACAUUUAUCCGCUGAUAUUUUCCCAGUGCGUACACAACGUUGCCUCCUCUCUUGGAAAUUCAAUGCGAGUUGGAGAAACUGUUCCGUGAGGAAGACUGUUCGUGGCUCGGGCAGAAUUAUUGUGGAUUUGCAGCGUCUAUUCACUUCUUUAAGUAGAACUGGUUUUCAUCCAAGUGAGUGAAGAGUGAGCGUUUGGUGCAAAGUAAUUUAUCUGACUGUCGAGACGCACACUUAUCAAGAAACCGCUGUUUUCAGAGAAGAGAAAGACAUUUAAGCUUUAAUUUAGUUCUAAACACCGAAGAGGGAGCUACCUCGUGCGGGAAUAAAAAGCGUGAAGUGGACUCUCAUCCCUUCUCAACACAACACUUCUCCAUCAGACUCUUUAAACCUGAACCAGAAGAGGGACUGUAAUCAAUUUGGCUUCGGCUGGGUUCCAGAGCAAAUAUGCCGCAGGUGGAAAUGAUCCUCUUCCUCAUCCUCAUCAUUGGGAUGUGUGUGUACAGCCAGGACCCGGCUUCCAAGGUGGUGUCUGACCGCUAUGCCGUCUACUGGAACCGGACCAACCCCAAGUUUUACCGGGGUGAUUACCACAUCGAUGUCUGCAUCAACGACUACCUUGAUGUCUACUGUCCACACUACAUCGGCCCGGUCUCUGACGAGCGGGCCGAGCGCUACGUCCUCUACAUGGUGAACUACGACGGCUACAGCUCCUGCGACCACACCGCCAAGGGCUUCAAACGCUGGGAGUGCAACAGGCCUCUGUCGCCGAACGGACCGCUGAAGUUCUCAGAGAAGUUCCAGCUCUUCACUCCCUUCUCCUUAGGCUUCGAGUUUCGCCCUGGCAGAGAGUAUUAUUAUAUCUCCUCCAUCACUGACGACAAGGGAAGAAGGAGCUGCCUUCGACUCAAAGUCUUCGUCAGGCCUCCAAACAAUUGUGUGAAAAACUCUGGGAGCGUGCAGGAAGGGGUCGAUUUUGACGACAACAGUCACAACUCCCUAGAACCCAGAGACGGCAUCGGUCACGAGUCGCCAGAGCCGGCUCGAAGGGAUGUGAACUCCGUCGGUCGGUGCCAGACUUCAGUCCUCCUGCUCAGCUCCGCCCUCAUACUCCUGGCUGCCAUCUUGUCUUUAUAGCGCCCGGUUUGAGGAAUCCCCCAGGAAUGGACUGUCCUGAUUGGACCACAGGCCGCUCUACCCUGCAACCCCUCCCCUCAAGGAGCACUUUUAAAAAAACAAAAAAAAAAAACACUGACAAUCUCUCUAGGUUAAAAGAGAGAAGAAGGGACUUCAACACUGAAGCCUUUGUUGUUUUUUGACUUGCCAACUAGUGUGAUUCUUGACUUUCUGGUGGGUGCUGAUGGUCGAGGCGCCUCGAGGUGAAAGAGGCGGAGUCUCUUACCUGUUCGCCUCGCAACCAUUCACAGUAUGCAGAUAUUAAACAUUUCUUUGUGUUAAAGAUAAGCACACAUACAUGCUUUUAAACAUAUACAUACACACAACACAAACUACACAAUCAGUACAAUCUUUAGCUUGAAUGGCAAAGAAGCACAGCGGGAUCCCUCAAAAGUUUACAGACUUUAACAUUUUUGGUGUUCAGGAAAACAUCACGUAACCCCCGACAUGUAACAUGAUUAAACCUCACGUCAAAGUGGAAGAGGUUUCUAAAAAGAUCCAGGAGCGACACAUCACAUAUGGGCCAAUGGAAAGAAAAACAAGAAGGAUGUUGUUGCUAGGAGACUGUUGCCAAGGGCGCAGGGGUAUGGGACGGGUCUUUGAUGACUUAACCUUCCUCUCAGGUUAAAAAGGAGUCGGAUGCAUCGUCUCAGACUGUGGAGGACCCUUGUUCAGAGUGAAAAAAGAAAAUUUAAAGAAGCACUCAUCUGUUAGUGUUUGGAUAGGGACGACUUAAUGAUUGAUUGAUGUAUUGUUUUUUAAUAAAUCACGUAAUUCAAUUGUAGCAGCCAACACGGGUGUACAGUAAAAUAUUUGAACGGAGCGUAGGAGUCAAUACGGUAUUUUGCCAGGCAAAAAUGUAUUUUCCUAUUUAUUGUGAAGUCCUUGUGCUUUUUUCUGUUCUGGUUGAGUCUGUAAGUACAGUAGAAAGGCAAUAAAAAGCAACUACACUUACUAAGUUAGUUCAUAUUACACACAGUUUAUUUGAUACAAUCAUACAAAAACACUGAGUACAGUUUAUGUAUCUGCUUUGCUUGAUCGCUGAUGAUGGUUUUUUUAAAUAGUUUUUAACAAAGUCCAGGAAGAAAAAAAAAGUCUGAUGUGCUAUCAGGGUGUAGAAAUCGUAGAAUACUUGUGUUUUCGAAUUUGUCAUUAAAAAUGUCACAAAUGUAGUUUUACUAUUACACUAUUGCUUUUGUGAAUCACUGUCAUAACUAUUGUACAAAGAGGCGAAUUUCCUACAAAGUUCAGGGAUGUGUCCAUACCUAACAUGAGGUAAAAAAGAUGUUUCAGUGAGACAGCGACUGAGUUACAGAGCAGCUGGUAGUGGUGUGUGGGGGGCAGGGGGUUGUGUGGGUUCAGUUGCCCUCUUUGAUGUCGUGUAAAGUGGCGUCUGUACAGAAAAUACACCGGGGGCACCCUCGUACCUGUUAUUUCUGGAAUGAAAAAUCGACCACCAGGAGAGAUGGAAUAAACAGAGCGAGGUGUCCUGUUCUCUCGGGGCAAACUGAAACUCUAGUGGACCUGAGAGGGGAAAGAGAAGGAGAGGAAGAUGUGAAGCUUUGUAGCUCUCCUGCUGAGAUCAAUAGUCAAUAGUUUUAAAGCAGGAACAUGCGGUAAACAUAUCUAUUCCACUAGACUUGUGCCGAUUGGCACAAAUCCAAAUCCACUAUUGAUGAUUAAAGAGAUGAUGGCCGUUUCCCCCCCCCCGCAUCUCCAUUCUCCAUAUGCCUGCCCACCAAAGCUUUGCUGUGCACACCAAUGUCCAUAGCAUCCGAAUCCAUCAUUUUCCGGCUCUGUUGCGGCCAGCAGAGAUGAUCUGCUGCCAUUCUGGCCAGUGUAUGUGUGUGUGUGUGUGUGUGUGCGCCCUCUGGGUCCGUGAGCCACGGGAUUUCGAAAACUCUUUUCCCCGCUUCUUUCUUCUUCUAUCUUUAUGCGCCGGGUCUAUUUUUGCCGGACUGGCUCGCGUCUCUGAAGUGUGAAAUUCACUUGUGAAUGUAUAUAAAUGCCUGUAAUUAUUGACAGUUGACUUUAAAUCAGUUUUGAAUUAUUUUAUUUGCUAGUCAUGUCUGAAGUCAUAUACAGCAAAACUAGUUUUUCGUGUUUGUAAUUAGAGAAACUGAGAGAAGGAGGGAGGGAAGGAACCCCCCCUGGGUUGUCAGAUCAGAUUAUCUAUCAGCGAUCUCUAGUAAUGACAAUAUGACGAUAUGAAAAAACAGAUGAUUGCCCAAUCUUAUUUUCCACCCCUCACUCUCAGCAGCACUGAUACCCUCCACAUUCACUCACUGCCUAAUGAAGCCACAGCCCUGCUAGUUUUACUGCUGAAAAAGACCUGUAGCACCUGCUCACUGACCCGGUAUGAAGGCGUAUUAGGGCCACUCUUGGGGAAAUUUAAAAAAAUCUGAGACGGACAUUAAAGUUGUCAUUUUGAGAUAAAAGUACGGUGGCCCUGAGAGCUCAACUCUGUAACUUAAGAAAACAAAUGCAUAUAGACAAAACACAAGCAAAUUAAGAAAGCAUCUUCACCAAUUUGAAAACACAUGCACAGCAUUUAGACAAAAUGCUGCAAAGUAAGAAAACACUCAUAAUUAAAACAUAAAACAGUCAUAAUUAUGAGAAUGAGAAUUAUGAAAGUGAUAAUUUUAAAAAAAAAGGCAACAUUAGUAGAAUAAAAUGUAAUUUUACAAGAAAAAUUUUUUGAUUUCAGGAGAAUAAAAAAAAGAGUAAAUUUGAGUCGUAAGACUCUCUAAGAAUAAUAAUGAUAAUACAAGAAUAAAAUUGUAAUUUUUUAAGAAAAGUCACGAAAUUAUGAAAGCAAAGUUGUAAUUUUACAAGAACAAGUCAUAUUACAAGAAUAUAAUUGACCAAUCCUAAUCCUGCCCCUUAAGAGAGUUGAGCAAGCUAGGUACCCGACAGAACCUCAAUCAGCUUUCCCCUUUCCUGUACUUAGAUAUGCUAUGUUGAAAAGAAAAACACAUUUUGAAGAUGGUUAAAAGAUGUUGCUGAGUCUCAAUUUGCGUCGUUUUACCUUGUUCAUAAAAGUUAACAUCGUGAAUAUAUAUCCUUCCAUCGCAUACCGUAGUCCUUGCUGUUGGCUUCUUGAAGCUAUAUUACUUGACGCCCAGAAACUAAUACACACUGCAGCACCCGGCUAAAGAGAACUGGCGUUGCCAUGUUUCUUUUUGUCAAGCAUGUCCGACCCAGCAACAGUAACUAAGGGAGGCGGGACUUAGGAUCAGUCAAGCGUAAUUUUAUUUAAAAAAAAGUCAAAACAUAGUGAGAAUAAAGUAAUGACUUUAAUAAAAAGUCAUAAUAUGACAAUAAAGUUGUCAUUUUACAAGAAAAAGUAAUAUGAAAAAAUUAUAGCUGUGUGCUCAACAUAACAAUGUUGUUUGAACUUGAACUUUGAAAUGUUACAACAGUAAUAUUAACAGUGGCCCUAAUACCCCAUCAUAGCACAGAGACUGCUUGAGGUCAGAGAGGAACGUUUUUACUCGCUUAAAGGGCCACAGAGAGACAGAUUUAAAAAAAGAAUGGUCAAAUCUAAGUAACAGAGGCCAAGAUAUGAUGUGUUUUAUUUUCAAACAAACUCUGGAUCCUACAAAUACCAUAAUGCAACUCAAUGCCGUUCCUUCCUGGCAAAUGCCCACAUCUUUCAAACUCCACACCACCAGUUUGUUACACAGGCUUCCUGUUAUAAAUUUGCAGUUUUUAAACCCAAGCCUAAUGACAUUAUCGGGGUUAUUUUUUAGGACUUUAUAAAAAGGUUCCUCCAGAGCCACAGAAGACAUUAUACAACUUUUUCACUGACUGAGUAGUACUCUCUGUGACGAGUAAACUGAAGUUGAUGUGUAAAAUCGGUAGAGUGCCCCUUUAAAUAGUCAUUAAUGCUCUCAAUUUACAAAUAAUUCCAUAAAAGUACAGAAUUCUGUAUUUCUGUUUAUUUAUUUCAAAUUAGUAGCAUUAUUACCUUUACCACUCAAUACUCUGUGUUAUUUCUUACAUGAAUUCAUUCCUUUGAAUCACUAAAUUUGUAUUACAUAAUCUCAGAUUGCUUCAUAUGCUCUUCUCUAUUCUGUUUCAGACAUUCACAAGAACAUUCACAUUCUCAGUACAAUUUUUAAUUUGAGGGCACAAAUUACCACUUCAUCAAAAAUCUUUCCCUCCUCACACCUACCAGCCUCCAUGCAUUUUAGUGCGGCCAACAUUGACAGUCACUGUAAUCAUUGCCUCUAGCCACGCCACGAUGAGAAAAACCAAUCAGUUAGUUCUGUGGAUACUGUGUAUCCAACAAUUAGUCUGUUGUAACAUACUGUAUUAGAAACUUUCUCUUUUUUUCACACCUCUUUUGAAGGGUGAUUUAACGGACACAUUAAUGUUCUUAGCAAGAAAAAAAAAGUUCAAUGUUUGAUAUUAAAAAAUGCUUUGUUUCAUUUUAUAUGUCUUUUAUAUGGAACAGGAUCAACAUUGCACCCUCUAUCUUUAAAUGUGUGUGUGUAAACAUGGCACAUAUCAAACAUGCAGUGCGGUCAGGUUACAAUCAUGAAUCAAAAGGGCCUGAAGAAAGAACAGAUAAAUCUGUUUUCCCUCCUUUUUUUUUCAAAACUGCUCUUGUUCAUUGUAUUGUUGCAUCCAAAUUGUCUUUAAGGUGCAGGAUGUUCUUUGUUUCUGUUUGUGGUCUUUUGCUAAUCUUCACCUCCAGCUGUUUCCAAGCCAAACUGCGGUUAAGAUCGCCCGUGACGACGAUUUUGGAGAAUUCAGGAGAUGCGAUUGACUUUUAUUGGUGUAGAAGCUCAAUGUGUUUGUUUGUGGCAGCGGGAGAAAGUCUGUUUUCCACCUCGAAUUUUGAUGUUACAUGUUUUAUUGAGCAAACUGUGCUAUAAGGACUUCUUCUUCACCUGAUUUUGGUACCAUGUAGCCUAAAGCUAACACCACUGUGUCCAUGGUUUGCAGCGUCUGUUCUCCAUCCUCUGUAUCUUAAAAAAGGAUGUGGGCUUUUGUCAGUGCAUCUAGCAUUGGGAAGGCUUUUGUUACUUUAGCCACAACUGUGCUUUUCUUUCCCAAACUAGAAAUGGAUGUGCCACAAAACUGCACAUUUCUUUUAACAUUGUAGUAACUGUACCUUGUGCCUAUAUGAGCCCCAUCCUCUCCUGUACUCAUCUAAACUAUUCUAAUGUCUGUUUCCUGCUCAAUCCCUCACUAGAAUUUUCUACAAAAAGGCCAUUUCUUUCUUUGUAAAUACACGUGUUGGAGCAGCUAUGACUAACUAAAACAAACAAGAAAAAAAGAUUUAAUAAAUAUUUCUUUGUCGUUGUAA
Messenger RNA from Siniperca chuatsi (mandarin fish), 6854 nucleotides. Its product is annotated as ephrin-A5b-like. Gene Ontology annotation, cellular component: plasma membrane; external side of plasma membrane. Lineage: Eukaryota; Metazoa; Chordata; Actinopteri; Centrarchiformes; Sinipercidae. Bases 809 to 1498 code for a protein of 229 amino acids. Gene Ontology annotation, biological process: regulation of actin cytoskeleton organization; regulation of cell-cell adhesion; axon guidance. The transcript has 5 exons. The record is from RefSeq and is a predicted model, not a curated record. Gene Ontology annotation, molecular function: ephrin receptor binding.